AUGGCCAGACCACAACAGCGUUACCGAGGUGUCCGACAAAGGCAUUGGGGCUCUUGGGUCUCCGAAAUUCGCCACCCCAUUUUGAAGACUAGGAUAUGGCUUGGUACAUUUGAAACAGCUGAGGAUGCAGCUAGAGCCUAUGAUGAAGCAGCUAGGCUAAUGUGUGGUGCCAGGGCAAGGACAAACUUCCCUUUCAACCCAAAUGUUUCCCACACAUCAUCUUCUAGUUCAAAGCUUCUCUCAGCAACUUUGACUGCCAAACUGCACAGGUGCUACAUGGCUUCUUUGCAAAUGACAAGACAGGCUUUGGCAUCAUCUGAGUCUCAGAGAACACCUUCAGUGCCAAAUGCCACCUCCACAACCCCACCAAGCAGCUUCAUUGUCAAGAGUGACCAAACCCAUGCAGAGUUACACAAGAGACCGGAGGAGGAGCAAGAGUUAGAGGCCAACAGGGGUGUUAAAAGGGUCAGAGCUGUGGAAAGUGUUCCUCUACAGUUCAAGCCUCUUGAAGAAGAUCACAUAGAGCAAAUGAUUGAGGAGCUUCUUGAUUAUGGUUCUAUUGAGCUCUGCUCUGUCUUUCCACCCCAGGCCCAUUAA
Sphenostylis stenocarpa is the source of this 597-nucleotide messenger RNA. The record is from the annotation of a GenBank genome assembly. NCBI's taxonomy places the organism in Eukaryota, Viridiplantae, Streptophyta, Magnoliopsida, Fabales, Fabaceae.